Messenger RNA from Carassius carassius (crucian carp), 1176 nucleotides. RefSeq names its product GTPase IMAP family member 9 (gene gimap). The transcript has 2 exons. The record is from RefSeq and is a predicted model, not a curated record. Bases 16 to 963 code for a protein of 315 amino acids. Gene Ontology annotation, molecular function: GTP binding. NCBI's taxonomy places the organism in Eukaryota, Metazoa, Chordata, Actinopteri, Cypriniformes, Cyprinidae.
AUUCACGGAUAAACCAUGGCUUCGUCAAGCGACACCACACUGACAGCAGUGUCUAUGAGACUGGUGCUGGUGGGAAUCACUGGAGCAGGUAAAAGCUCCUCUGGAAACACCAUCCUGGGCAGACAAGCCUUCAGAGUCCUCACAAGCCCUUCAUCUGUGACUAAAGAGUGCUCGAAAGAGACAGAGGAUGUGGCUGGACGAGAGAUCACUGUAGUAGAUACACCGGGCAUGUUUGACACCGAUAUUUCAGAGGAGGAGCUCCUGAUGCAGAAGAUCAGUAAGUGUAUAAACAUGACAGCACCUGGACCUCACGCCAUCAUCCUGGUCAUUAAAGUGGAUACGUUCACCGAGGAAGAGAAACACUCGGUGGAGAAGAUCAGAGCUAUAUUUGGAGAAGAAGCAGAUAAACACACCAUCGUCCUCUUCACUCACGGAGAUGAACUGACCAGCUCUAUUGAAGAGUUCAUGGAAGCCAACGAGGCUCUGCAGGAAAUCUUGAGUCGCUGUGGGGGAAGACAUCAUGUGUUCAACAAUAAAGACAUGGAGGAUCGUAAUCAGGUGGUGGAGUUCCUGCAGAAAGUAGAUGCUAUAGUCACCGCUAAUGGAGGAGAACAUUACACCAGUGACUCUUACCAGGACGUGGAGCUCAUGCUGAAAACUAAACCAGAGGAACUGAAGAAGGAGUAUGAGAAGAAACUACAAGACAUCCAGAGAGACCUGGAGGCCAGAUUUACUGAAGAGAUGAAGAAACUACAGGAGAGAAUAGAGACACUGACAGUGUCGGAGCAAGAGAAAGAAGAGAAGAUCAAAGAGCUGGAACAACUGAACAAGUGUAAAAUGAGAGAGUACAAGCGAUAUUAUCAAACCAAGCUCAGAGAGGCCAGACAGGAGGCAGAAAAGACCAGUAGUCAUCCAAAUAUAAUACACAAGAUCUUUCAGAAGAUUCGCAAAAUCAAAUCCUAAUCACAUUCUGUAUGAAGGGGAGGGGGAAGAUGUUUUAGGUUGGGGGUGCUGCUCGCGCAGGUGGGGCAGUUUUUUAGUGAUAUGCUAUUUACACUGUAAACUAAUAGCUCAGUUCUAUUUAUAUGUAGCUUGACGUUUGAGCUUGCGGGGGGGGUUUACUUAGCCAGUCGAUUUGGUCAGGCAAACUUUUAAGUACAUUUGAUAAUUUCUGUA